UCGAAGCCAUGAGCUCAGUCGUUGCGAUGUCGGCCUUGGUUCCAUUUUCAGUGAGAUUGAAAGCUUCAUGGGAUAUACAACCAAGAACUAUUCCCACUCCCAAUCACAACAGCUUGUCGAAGAACAAAAACCCUAACGUGCUCCAUCAUUCUACUCCGCAAAGUAGAAUAACAACCACAACUACUGCAACCAAGGUACUAACUGCUUCAGAGCUUCUGAGCUUGAACAUCCGCUCCCCUUCCCAAGGGAAAUCGGAAGAAUUAUAUCUGGGUUACGAGAGAUGGUUGCCGGCUGCGCCAAAAGUGAAAAAGCCUAAAUCCAUCUAUAAUGCGGCUACAUUAGCAUAUAUCGGGGAUUGCAUUUAUGAGCUAUUUGCUCGGAGGCAUUUUCUGUUUCCUCCUCUAAAUAUCGAGGAAUACAAUGCUCGCGUGAUGGCUGUAGUACGUUGUGAAGCACAGGAUGCCUUGCUCAAGAAACUACUUGGUGAUGACUUCCUAUUGGAAGAAGAAAGGGAUGUUCUACGGUGGGGAAAAAAUAUAGCUUCAGGUAAAACACGGACAACCAAGCGUGUUGGUGUAGCGGUGUAUAAUAGAGCGUCGUCAUUGGAAACACUGGUUGGCUUUCUCUACCUGACUAACGUAAAACGCUUGGAGGAACUCAUGCAAAAGUUGGGGUUCUCAACUGGUGCUUCUACUCAACUGAUCCUGGAAGAAACAAAAAGCAAGGAGCGAACCGUGUGAAGCUGUGAUUCAGUUCCAGGUGUGGUAGAUGCACCAUCCCUUCUAGGCACUGUUCUCUAGCUCUUUGUAUCGUGUACGCAGGCCAAGGAGCAGAAGCAAUUGCAUACCUUUCGUCUUUCGUGAUCUUUUGGUGAAACAAACAUGCAAUGCGGAACGAAUGUAGAACAAAGAGAGCGAGAUUGUGUUUCAAAGCUCAUGACAACUUAGAAUUCUCCUUUUAACCAUCAAGGACCAGCAGCAGCUAAUUGUAAUAAACUGUUCAUAUAAUCAAUAGUGAUUUUGCAACUAAGGACCUUAAUUUCUUGGGGUUAUUA
Telopea speciosissima is the source of this 1054-nucleotide messenger RNA. RefSeq lists its product as uncharacterized. Bases 9 to 740 code for a protein of 243 amino acids. NCBI's taxonomy places the organism in Eukaryota, Viridiplantae, Streptophyta, Magnoliopsida, Proteales, Proteaceae. Gene Ontology annotation, biological process: RNA processing. Gene Ontology annotation, molecular function: ribonuclease III activity. The record is from RefSeq and is a predicted model, not a curated record. The transcript is spliced from 7 exons.